Messenger RNA from Vicia villosa (hairy vetch), 1461 nucleotides. RefSeq lists its product as uncharacterized. The coding region runs from base 1 to 1461 and encodes 486 amino acids. Gene Ontology annotation, molecular function: nucleic acid binding; zinc ion binding. The record is from RefSeq and is a predicted model, not a curated record. The transcript has a single exon. NCBI's taxonomy places the organism in Eukaryota, Viridiplantae, Streptophyta, Magnoliopsida, Fabales, Fabaceae.
AUGAAUGAUCAACAAAAGAAAGAGUUUAGAAAUCAUCACAAAGCCAGAACUAUACUUCUAAGUUCUAUUUCAUACACAGAGUAUGAGAAAAUCACUAACAGAGAUUCUGCAAAGGAUAUGUUUGACUCUCUGAGAAUGAGGCAUGAAGGAAACACUCAAGUCAAAGAAACCAAAGCUCUUGCACUCAUUCAUAAGUACGAAGCUUUCAAAAUGGAAGAAGAUGAAACUAUUAAAACCAUGUUCUCAAGGUUUCAAAUUUUGGUUACUGGACUGAAAGUUUUGGACACAUCUUUGAAGCUUGCAAAAAAUCUGAAAGUUUUUGAUCCGAAGGAGACCGAUGGUCACAGCUUUGAAGCUUGCAAAAAAUCUGAAUGCUAUAUCUCUCUCGAAGAACUUAUCAUCUCCUUGAGAAGUCAUGAGAUAGAACUAGAAGAAGAUGAACCCCAUAAGAAUCGUAAGUCUCUUGCCCUUAAAUCUAAAAGUAAAUUUAAAACUAACGCUUUUCAGGAAGAUGAAGAAAGCUCUAGAGGUUCCUCAUCAGAAGAAGACAAACUAUCUCUCAUAUCCAGAAGAGUCCAACAACUCUGGAAGCACAUACAAAGGAAUCCCAGAAAUCAUAGAAGAUCUAACGAUUACUCUAAAUCACCUUCUGGAUACAGAAAGUCUAGAAACAAGGAAAUUAUUUGUUAUGAAUGCAAUGAACCUGGUCACUACAAAAGCGACUGCCCGAAACUACAAAAGGAAAAGCCAAAGAAGAACUCCAACAAAGAAAAGAAGAAAAGUCGUAUGGCUACUUGGGACGAUUCAGAAUCUUCUGAAGAAGAAAUAGAAGAUGAGCGUGCCAACAUUGGCUUGAUGGCCAACAUAUCAAGUGGGUUCAGCUCAUCUGAAUCCGAAUCAAAUUCAGAAGUAGAAGAGGUAUUCUCUAAAGUUUCUAGAUCUCAUUUGGAACAAUGUUUAUCAGAAAUUCUUGAAAAAUAUCAGAAACUUCGAAUCAAAUAUAAGAACCUGAAACAUGGUCGAGUAUCUGAUUAUGAAUAUUCCAGAAAGCUUAAAGCAGAAAAUUCUGAUUUAAAAGAAAGUCUUUUUAAACUUAAAAAUGAAAACUCGGUUAUCAAAGACGAGCUACAACUAACUCAAAAAGAAUAUGACUUAAAAGCUUCUGCAUAUUCUGAUAAUUUUAUUAAAGAAUAUGACCAUAGUUUUCAAAAAUUUCUAGCUAACAGUAUAGAUCGAAGCAAGAUGGCUUCAAUGAUAUAUGGAGUUAGUGAAAAUACUAGAAAAGGUAUAGGGUAUGUGAAACCUAAAGGAAAAGAACCAUAUCAACGUAAACAUGUUGACGAUAUGAUCAUAAAAAUCACACCUUUAGAAUCUCACUUCACAUAUGGUCACACACAUGACAUUAAAUAUACUAGCAGUUCUUAUAUCACAAAUUCUGGUGAGAAAUCAAAACUCAAUUAG